UGUCCAAAAUCUUAGGCAAACAAGGCCUACAUCUGCCACCCUCAUCUUCUUGAUCCACCAUUUGUUCUGAUACCAAGUUUCUAAUUUUACACCAAACCUAGUUUGUUAUCGCUCUGGGAUUCUGGAAAGUGGAAUUUGUGAUGGGAAACGGUUCCUCCAUGCUCACUCAGUACGACAUUGAAGGGGUCCAAGAACACUGCAGCAACACCUUUUCCCAGCAGGAGAUUGUUUCACUGUACCAGAGGUUCUGCCAGCUGGACAGGAGCGGAGGGGGCUUCAUCUCCGCCGAUGAGUUUAUGAAUGUGCCUGAAUUUGCCAUGAAUCCCCUCUCUCAGAGACUUUUGAGAAUGCUGGAUGGGCUAAAUUUCAAGGAGUUUGUGUUAUUUCUAUCUGCUUUUAGUUCUCGAGCGAGCUUGCAGCUGAAAGUUGAAUUUAUUUUUAAGGUUUAUGAUUCUGAUGGUAACCAUAAGGUUAGUUUCAAUGACGUUCUGGACAUAUUGCGUGAUUUGACGGGUCAAUUUAUAGCUGAACAUCAGAGAGAGCGUGUUCUUACCAAAGUUCUUGAGGAAGCAGGCUACAGAAAAGAUUCUGUAUUAGUUCCAGCUGACUUCAUGAAGAUCCUGGGCAGUUCUGUUCUGAAGAUGGAAGUUGAAGUUCCAGUAGAUUAGAGAUGAGAACGAUACAUAUUUUCCCGUUAAACUCGUGUUCGUGACAUUUUUAUCCUUCAUGUUUUAAGCCACUUAGCUGUUUUUUUUGUCUACUUCACGUGCUACAUCUCUGGGAUGCUUGAUUGUACUUGUAAGCAAAUACUAUUUCUAUAAAUUAUCAAGAUCUCAUUGAUUUGAGAA
Molecule: messenger RNA, 848 nt
Organism: Salvia hispanica
Lineage: Eukaryota; Viridiplantae; Streptophyta; Magnoliopsida; Lamiales; Lamiaceae
Molecular function (GO): calcium ion binding
Source: RefSeq, a predicted model, not a curated record